Messenger RNA from Spirometra erinaceieuropaei, 21372 nucleotides. Lineage: Eukaryota; Metazoa; Platyhelminthes; Cestoda; Diphyllobothriidea; Diphyllobothriidae. The record is from the annotation of a GenBank genome assembly.
AUGCAUCUGCUUUGCUCGCCACAUAUUUUAGUCCCACCAUUCUUCUUCCUGCAGGGUAAGUAGUUGUGCUUCGCCCGACUUGUUAGUCUGCUCCCUACCUUGCAAAUAUAGCCUUCCAACCAGCGAUCUCUAAGAUGGUUUUGGAGUUCUGCCUUAUAAAACUCGUGUGAAAACACUUCAUAGAAGUAAGGAGAUAAAGAGUGAACAGGGUUGAACUCAUACCGAAAAACUCUGGAUGUGCUAUAUGUAGUUUCUUAUCUUCAGUCAACAUAUGAGCGCUCUUGCGUUUGUCUAAUCUGUUAAAUUACCGCAAACUAAGUAAUUGGCACAUUCCCGUGUGCUUCGGGAUUACGCGCGGUAGUGGAAGCAAAGGUUAGAUUUUCAGUAUUUCAAGGGGGAUUUCCGUGCGUUAAAUUAGUAUUGACUGUUUCACUUGUUUUUAGGUUUAAUGCAUUUUUUUGACCUUAUGUCGUCAUAGUGUCAUAAUAAUUCAUAUAUACCAACUGGCAUAACAAAUAUUAUAUGUCAGUUAUUAUUAAUAAUUAAUGCCAAACGAUGCGGUAAACUCAAUGCGGCUCGAACUGCAAUAAAUGUGCUGUAUUUUACUCAUACGAGAGCUUUUCCCAUGACAUCAGAACAAACUGGAGUUGGGGGUGUCAAUAGACCCGUUGCACCUCCCCAUCGUCCUCGGGCCUCAGUCUUCACAGCAUCUCUCUUUUGACGACGCACUGUCGCAAGCCGUCUUCGUAACGUGGGCGCUCAACCGAAAAUCUGGACAAAUACCGCACCUAUACACCCUUUGGGCUGACACCCUAACUUGUUUUGCCUUUGCCGGAUCGAUUUGUGCACGGACGGUGUUCUUGAUUAGGAUUAUACAGGCUCAAGGAAGGCGGGCGAGGCAGUUGUGCGGAAUAGUGUCCGGUGAUAAUUUGUGUCUUGGGGGAUUUCGGUAGAAAUUUCCGUUGGAGUUGCGAUGGAUGCCAACUGGCUUUUACGAAUUUCGUUAUAAAUGUCUUGUAUCCUGGCAGAUUAAUUGGCAGUUCACAAUUCUGAGAUCAUUCGGAACACGACGGCCCUAAAACUCUGGGCGAAUUUUGUCUUUUCCGCGGCUACUAUUCGGGUUCUCCAUUACAAAUCAUAUAUCGGUUUGGGAUGUGGCUGGCUAGUGAGGGCGAACACUUGGCCAAUUUACUUGGUUAUCUGUGUUUCCUGAGGCGAUAUCGCUACUCCAUUGUCUUCGUUAAGUUCCAAUCCGUCGUCGCGUUAUUACCCCAUUUUUAAUCAAAUGCACAAUUGCUUGUCACUUACGUAUGCCCUUUAUUUUCACUGAAAACCAGAAUAAUGAAUUUUGGCAUUUUUUUAUGAAGGCCUUAUUGACCGACAGGCAUUCUGGUCUAGCGAGUUUCUUCAAACUUUCCUUGCACCUGUCUUUUUGUCAGUGAGUAGUGAUAAAAGCUUGGCUUGACCUAAGUUUAAUGUCUUCACGAUCUAGUGUAACCUAUACCCUCAAAUCGAUAGUUGACACCAGCGUGAGUUUCCUGAAGGUCCUAUUUCUGAACCCCGAUGACAGGUAGGUCUGAUUUACAUCUGUCCACUUCGUCGGUCAGUCAGCCAUCUUGACGAUAAUUCCAAAUCAGAGUGGUUCAGAGAGUUGACGUCGCGAAUGAGUUGACUGAGUGGAUAGCCGAAAUGUUGGAGCCAGUGGCCUUUUACGCACCACCACCAGAUGUUCCCUGUCUACAUUAGAUAUUUGGUUUGUUGACGAGGCCGUACCAUUCUUUGGAGGCGUCGGGAUCUUCCCUAGGCUAUCAGAGCGUGGAGGCCACGUUUUGCAACUGUAGAACAGGGAGCCGUAACCGUAGUCACAUACGUCGACUCCUGUUUUCGCGGCGGGGCCACAGACACCUUAAGAGAUGACAGAAUAAGCGAAGUACAAACUGCGUGUGGUGUAAUACCUUAUGCAGACCGACCAGUAAGUAGCAUGCAUGUGCUGGGAUAAACAGAAUACUCAAUCGUCCUGUCUUUCACUGUCCAGGAGGGUUCGAGCCUCAUAUUUUAUAGUGACUAAGGAGAACCUUGUAUUUCCAGGCGUUUGAAUUUAACCGAAGUAACCGGUGUGUCUUCCUGAAGAGGUCCCCAAAUAAAGCGAUGCCAUUAAAAUAGCCAGGGUCGAAGUAUCAUACUUGAAUUCGCCUGUACUUGUGGAGGUACCACUGAUAGCCGAAUUUAUAGCAUAGAAUAUCAGUUAUGGGAUGCCGACGUUUACGUAAAGUACUCGCUCCGUGCCAUGCUUUCAAGUUUGGAUUCGCUUGAGUUACUAGUAUGCCUUGAUAAAGUUCAUGCGUCUUGAACAUUUUCCAUGGUCUCUGCGACGUCACCUCUAAUGUGAGUUGAGCGUGCCAGCAAAGUCAACGGAACAGAAAACCGUCUUCUAUUUGAAAAAAGUGCAUUUGUUCUGAAAUUCCUUGCAGGGCGGAUCUGGCCGACGCAGUUUCUACUAGGGUGGGUAGCGCUUUGAUUUUCUCUUGUUCUUACGCCCCUCCCUGGUGGGGCAAAACUGUUUCGGAAGGAUGCCUAAAAUCUUCACGGAGACGUCGAUUACGCUUACAUCUUCGUAGUUGAGCAUUCAUCAGCAAUAAUUGUCCUAUAGACCAUGAGUCCCACCGUCCACUUUGGCUGGACCCAUAUCUCCGAUCACGAAACCCAAUAGAAUCAUUUUCACCGUUACACUUAUUUGGGACCGAUAUACCGUAUUUCUUCAAAGGGACUCAUCGAUCUCGCAACAUCACCAGUGUAGUCUGUAUUCGUCACACACAGAUCACGGCCUACUGUGGCCCCUUAUGUGGCCCGGUAGCGUGUAGAGAAAGUUGGCGAGUGAACACAACCCCACCCGCCACUCAUGAAAUUUGGUUCUUGUUUUGUGGUGACAGGCUUGAAUCACUCGUAAUUGUUUCGGUGUCAUGCAACAUGUUCGAUCACAGGGGAUUCCAACAGACCCAAUUAAAUUAAAGAGGAAAUUCACUAAACAGACGAGUUUACUGCUGUUAAAAAUGGUGGUUUUCAGAGGUCCAACGAAAAGAGAAGUCCUGAUCGAUGCAUUCCUUCUUCUAUUCACAUCAAGGUCCAGGUGGGUGCAGCCGCAGUUCUUUCACCGUUCCCUCACUAUUCGGUGAUCGCCCUAACGGGGGCAUUAUCCCAGCUUGUGUCCCACGCCUGGUUGCCUGUUCGUGACCUUUGCCACCCAUACGGAGCUUGUUUGCUUCGUGAAGCCAAUAGAUCGGUGUGCGCCCAUUCCUGAUUGGGCGUUUGACCCUCAUUGUUGUGGUUAGGAUCUCACUCGAUCCCAUUCUGUCCGCCCGCCAGCUAGCUACUGUCGACAACGAACGCUGUCAUAGGACACCUACCAAGCGAGCUGCCUAUGUGUUAUAUGUGGUGUGUGUCCUAUAACACAGCAUUCGUUGUCGACAGUAGUUAGCUGGCGAGCGGACAGAAUGGGAUCGAGUGAGAUCCUAACCACAACAAUGAGGGUCAAACGCCUACUUGACACGCUUAUAUACUUCACUUCAUAAGGCCUAUGACGUACUGAUGAUCGCUAACGUCCGUGAAACAGCUGUCUGCGUCUGGCCUGUUGCACUCUUAGCGAGCUGCCUAUGUAUAUAUAGCGAAUAUUCACUGUAUUUUUCCCUACCUCGUUCCAGGUCAUGAAUGGUAAGGCACCCAACGUCAACUCCGAGGACGGACUGGUUGAACCUCCGUUCUCGGAAGUUGCGGAGAUCUUAAGGACUUUCUCCAAGAAUAUCAUUCUACUUCCCCAGACGGACGAACUUCGGGAAAUGCAGACCGUGCUGCGUGAUAAGUUCGUUUUUCUCACACUGAAACUAUAUCUACAACUUUCCUUUCAUUAGGAGGACUACACGAAACGACUUCGUCUUUUAUGCUAAUCGCCUGGUAAGUUGGUCCUGUUGCCUAAUUGUUUUCCGCAAUCAGAUCCGUUUAGUUAUGGAGGAAGGUCUAAAUCAGCUCCCCUUCGAGGAGGUUACUGUGAUCACUCCGACGGGCGAGUUAUACUAUUACUUCUUUUAUUUAGACACUCAGUUUGCAGAGUUUUUUGUAUGGAUUCGCAACUUGGGAGUCUUGUUUCGGACCCGUAAAAUUUCCCCGUCAGGUGUAAACGCCAUUGCCUUAAAAUAGUCGACUGAGGUUCGCCUGAGGUUUUAGCUAAUACGCAUGUUGAGAAUGUUGUGGAGCCGUUUCUGCAAAUUUUACUACUGCCAUCUGAUCCGAUAGUUCGACCGUCGUUUCAGACGAUGUCCACAAUGUGCUCCACAGCAAGGUGAAACAGAUACGGUGACUUGUGCGUGAUUUAUAGUGAAUGCAAGCCUCCGCAACAUCUACCGCACUCUCUUCCCCACUCCCCACCUGGACCCGUUGUCAAGGCAUAGUCAAGAGGACCGGAGGCGGGACGGAGGGCACAGGUGACUGGCACGUCCGGACCCGCACCCAGACGUGCCACUACACCUGGUGCAUAAGGUACACUGACCAGGGUUUUACACAACAACAACACCCCAGAAUGACGAGGACGACUGGGCAGUCAUGCCCACCACCUGUAUACCCAGCGGGAGCGCAAGCGCAUCUGCCAGCAGGGAACCAGAUGCCAGCGCAUACCAAGCUGCGAGGACCAUGGUUUGCUGAUACCGGCAUUGUACACGUUUUCAGACCUUUUGACCACACCGUACCACUAAUGCGCACAGCAUUCAACGGCCUGCAUGUAUCACAAACAGGUCUUCACGAGAUGGGAAGGUGUUCUGCAACUUAUAUAACUCAGCCCUUACAAAGUAUCUCGCGUUGUUGGAGUGGGAAGUGUCGACUUCAGUCAAACUGCGGGUUAUUGUCUUAUAAAUAUACCACGUAUUUUAUGUCCGCAGACCUGAGGUAGGCCAAAGAAUGUCGUUCCAGUUUUCCUUUCCGCUGAGAAUACAAUAAAGAACUCGUCUGCAGCGAAUUACAGCAAUUCUAACACCACCUGGACCCGGUGUCGAGACAGAGUCAAGAAGACCGGGGGCGAGGGAGGAAGCAGGUGGAUGGCAUGGUCAAACCCGCACCUUGCUGUUCUACUCCACACCCCCUGGCUCACAGCAAGUGAUAAAGCUCUUAACCAGCAACAAAAAGGUGGGCCGGCGCGGCCGAAGCCGCAUCUAGGCGUGCCGUCACACCCUGCUCGGACCGCACGGAGUGGGGAUGCUAUAAACGCCACAUUGACAUGGAGCCAUUGCUGCCUGACUCUUAUACCACCAAUCGGCCGCUCCACACAAACACACAACACUGGGCCGACUGCGAGGUCCAAGUGUUUUGUAUGACAUUAAUUGGCAGUAAAUUAAAAUUAAAAUUCUGAAAACGGACUGUCGACCAAUCAAUAGUCUGAAGGUCGUCAGUGUAGGCUGUUGGUUAUCUUUAGUGAUAAAGUGCAAUAGCAGGGGAGAUGGGGAGUGGAAGUAAAGUUUAUUCGUCGCGCGUCGUUUGGGGUGAAGACUUUCCUGGUGAUCAGUUUCUCCUUAUGCGCGUCCUCUGGCUCCACCAAGCAUUCCAUGUUGUUACCAUAUUAGGCUACUCAGAAGAACUGAGUUCGAUAUCCGUCUUCUGGCACUUACAGGAUGUAACUUUUGCCUAAUCGAGUUCGUUCAGUACAGCUGCUGGACAGUCAACGCUGGGACACUUGGCCGUCGAGUUUAUAUCUCAUCGGCCGGCCCCUCGUCUUGUAGCUCGCCAGCCGUCUAGCACCUAUCUCCCGCCUUUUCCGUUAUUCCCGGGGUACAGCUGUUGUGAGAUGGAUCGCCAAAUGUCCUUUUUCUUUGUAAGUUACAUUUGUUAUUCGCCUUAUCCUCAAACUUGCCACUCCCCCCCCCUCUACCAGGCCACAAGUACAACGGAUUAAAGUUCCUAAAGGGCAACUGCGGCGUCUCCGUUGUACGCAGCGGCGAGGCCAUGGAGCGAGGACUGCGGGACUGCUGCCGUGCAAUGCGCAUCGGCAAGAUCCUCGUCCACACUCCCGAGGAGUGUCCGCCCUCGGAAGCGCAGGUUGUCUACGCCAAACUGCCGCCGGAUGUGCAUCAGCGCAAGGUCUUUCUCAUGUAUCCCAUCCUCCGUAAGUGUAGCUCCCUUCUUGGAUGUGCAUAGUUAUUCCGCCUGGGGCUGCAGCCGGGGCCGCGUGACGCUGCUUUGUGCUUCAGUGCGCGCAAAUGAAGUGGUCCCAAUUUAACUCCAUUACAGAAGCCUGGUAAAUGUAACAGGCGGUGUGUGGCACACGUAGAUAGGUCGUUCAACCUCCGGUUUUCUAGACGUUGUCUCGCUAUUGCUAUACAUAUAUAUGCAUAUAUAUAUAUAUAUAUAUAUAUAUAUACAUAUAUACAGGCAGAAUAGCAUUACCGACAAAGACAAGGGAGACUGGAAUGGCCAUUUCUGGCUUAUUAGCCGUCGUCAGCCAGCCAUACCCAAGCCCGAAGUGUGGAACACCCGAGCCUCGAACUCGCGACCUGUUGGUUUAGAAGUCAACGCCUCUACUCGGGUGUUCCACACUUCGGGCUUGGGUAUGGCUGGCUGACGACGGCUAAUAAGCCAGAAAUGGCCAUUCCAGUCUCCCUUGUCUUUGUCGGUAAUGCUAUUCUGCCUGUAUAUCAUGCGCCGCUGUGCGGCUGCUGGUUGGGCUCGAGAGAGAGUCCAUAAGGCACAACGGAACGAGUGAGUUCCGUAUGAACGAUCGGUGAGCGCCCCCCUACCAUAUACAUAUAUAUAUAUAGUGUAGCUCCCUUCUUGGAUGUAUAUGCGUAUCUACCUCAGGCCUGUAACCGGCACCGCGUGGCGCUGUUUUGUGCUUCAGUGCGUGCGGGUGCAGUAGUUCCUGGUACAUGUAACAGGAAGCAGGUUGUGUGUGGCACGCGUAGACGGGCCGUUUUACUCUGCCAGCUGUCGCGCCAGCGUCGACCCCCGGUUGUCCAGACGUUGUCUUACUAUCAGGGCAGGGUGGGCGGGGAAGAUAGAGUGCGAUAGAUGCUGCGCAAGCGUGCCCCACGGUGGAUAUAGUCACUUGUGACGGUCGGACCACCCUUCCUCCUUUCGGGAAAUAUAAAAAUUCCGCUUGUACACUUCUAUUUUAGGCUUCACGCGACUCUCCUAUCCUCCGUAAGUGUAGCUCCCUCUAUGGAUGUACAUGCGUAUCUACCUCAGGCCUGUAACCGGCACCGCGUGGCGCUGUUUUAUGCUUCAGUGCGUGCGGGUGCAGUAGCCCCUUGUAACAGGAAGCAGGUUGUGUGUGGCACGCGUAGACGGGCCGUUUUACUCUGCCAGCUGUCGCGCCAGCGUCGACCCCCGGUUGUCCAGACGUUGUCUUACUAUCAGGGCAGGGUGGGCGGGGAAGAUAGAGUGCGAUAGAUGCUGCGCAAUCGUGCUCCACGGUGGAUAUAGCCACUUGCGACGGUCGGACCACCCUUCCUCCUUUCGGUAAAUAUAAAAAUUCCGCUUGUACACUUUUGUUUUAAGCUUCACGCGACUCCCCCAUCCUCCGUAAGUGUAGCCCCCCACUUCGGAUGUGCAUUGUUAUUCCUCAUGGGGCUGCAGCCGGGGCCGCCCCACGCCGCUUUGUACUUCAGUGCGUGAGAAUGAAGUAGUCCCAAUUUAAAUCCAUUAGAGAAGCCUGGUACAUGUAAGAGGAAGCAGGCGGUGUAUAGCACGCGUAGAUGUGUCGUCCAACCAAAGUUGACCUCCGGUUUUCAGGACGUUGCCUCGCUAUAAGGUAAAGUGCGAUAGAUGCUGCGCAGGCGUGCCCCACCGGUGCCGCGUCCACUCCGAGUUAUACUCUUUCUUCGAGCAUAAAAUUGGAAGAAGACGUGAUUUUUUAUCGAAUAGGUGAAAGAAUGAAUAUUUUGUGCAUGCUUUCCAUGAAAUAUAAUUGAACUUUUAAGGGCAUCCAAAAUCAACGGAGGAAUUGCUUGCUACUUAAGUAGUCAUUUUUUACAGAGUGUAGUUUUUGCAUGCGGUCGCAAAUAAGUUCGUUCGAAAGAAGGCACCCUGAGGUAACUGGAUCAUUAUAGAAUUAUGCUGGACGAUGUUUAUUUUUACAACCAUAAUUAAUCUUUUCGAAACGAGAACGCAUUUCAAAAUUUCGGCCGACAUUUCAUGAGUUAACCCACCAAUUGUAUGUCUAUACUGAGUAGAGUCGAUAGAAGAGUAUCGGAACACCAUAAGGCGUAAAACAGACUUAAGAUCCUGUUUUGUGCGUAUCAGGAUUGUGCGACCUUUUAAGUAGAAUAUUCUGUUUAAAACACCUGCUGAUCUCCAUCAGUACUUCAUAGGUACGCCGCUGCACCCCUCUUCCGCCAAACAGUUUAUAGGCCUUCACGGGAUAUCGCCAACCGUUCGAAAAAUUGGGCGAAAGAGACCAUCCCUCACUUGUUGACGGUGUUAUUGAUUUCUCCAAAUUCCCAACUACUCUCGGAAUGAGAGUAUUCAGGGAUUUAGAGUUAAGUACAUCCUUCGUGGCGCCCGCUCCCGACCUCUAGUCAACGUGCUAUUAGCUGUCUUCCUGCAAAAAUAGUCAAAUUUCUUUUUAUUGUGCGACUUACAAACACGCCUAAUAGAGGCCGCCUCGUCCGUCUGCGGCCUGACUGUGUCCUUUAAGUAGCUUUCGUGUGUCCGGCCACUUUUUCCGCUGUUUGUCUUUGAUUUGAGCGUCUACCAAACUGCGCAGAACACUUUUACAACCGCCUGACGUCGUACAUUUUGGAACAUAUGUACCUGUACCUUGAUCCGCUGUCCACAUUGCCAUUCUUAGUACAGUUGGCCCUUGGCAAGAUCAGCUAAACAGUGCGGACCAUAAUUCAAGCAGUCGAAAGGUCUGAUGCUCAUUAGGCAGUGGUUGCUUGGAACAGCUUGAUGCAGCAGUUGGUUUGCGAUAGGUCCUGCGUUCGAAAGUCUGCAUUUCCAUUCACUUCCCCUCCCCCUAUACACCAGUUCAAGGUUCCUGCUCGUGCUUUAUAGCGGCCGGUGAGGUCUUGUAGCCUCCCUCUGGCAGGACACGAUAAUAGGAAACCCGCGUAUGUGACCUUGCGCUAUACUCCAGGGGAAUCAGGCUUGUAGUCAAGGGCGAGAAUUAGGGUCAGGGGUGGGGUUUAGGGUAUUGUUGGGGUCCAGAUAAGGGUUGUGUCAAAGGAUUGGAUUAGGGCUAGAGUUAGGGGUUGGAUACGCAAAUAGGAACGGUAAGGAUAGGUUGUGUAACCCCACUAGGUAUGCCGUGGCACAGUGACUGCAUCCUAUAAAUACUGCAACCACCCGUAUCUGCUUUUGUCUCUGAAGAUGGGUGCGAGCAGGAAUCGGAAACGUCAGGCCAAUAAAGCUCUUGUCCCAACGAUCGCGUCUCCUUCUUCAAGUUCUACUACCGUCGUUCCCGACGAUGUCCACCGUGUGCUCCGCAGCAGGAUGGGAGGCUUGCGUGUGAAUUCGUUUAGUGGUAGCGGGCUUGCGCAGCGUCUACCACACUCUUCCCUCCCCCCCCUCACCUGGGUCGGAUGUCAAGACUGAGUCAAGACGACCGGAGGCGGGGGAGGGCGCAGGUGGCUGGCAUGGCGAAACCCACACCUAGGCGUGCUAUCACACCUCCGGGUCCGUUACCUACGACUGGCCAGGAUUUCACACCACAAGAAAAAAGGGAGCUACUCGGGUGGCUCGUAUCCCAUAAGGGCCAGAUUAAGAAGGAGUUAGUUCAGCCUCUUCCUCCGAGUGAUGUUCUUAUUUGGCAGCCUUCCAAGCCACGGCUUUUAGCGCGCCGUGAUAGUCUCAAGCGCGUCGGGUUGUUUAUAGUGUGACGUAUGCGCUAAAACCGUCGACCUCAUUCUCUCUUCCAGGCACCAGUCAACUGUCUGAACUGGUCAGCCAACUGGUGCUGAUAUUGGGAGCGGUGAUCGAUGGCGACGAGACGUCGGUGCUGAGUUAGGUCUUCGUCGUGGACCCCGUGGGGGUUGAAACAGUUAGAAUUGGGAAGGCAGCACUUGGCCCGGACAUGUCCUACGAGGCCGAUUCUCUCACGGAAUGUUCGUUGGCAGCGUCGGCAUAGCUGGGAGAGUUCGGGUGUUCGCAUUGUAGAUCAGGUGCUUUUGAGAUUUACGUGCCGCUAUUUUGGCUUUGGGAGCGGUGAUCCGAUCGUCUUCCAGUUUUCGCUGUUCUUUUUCAGUCCGGUCAGUCCCGUGCGAGACCAUCCCAUGUUAACGAAUCAAUUUGCAAACGCGUCAAAGAAUUCUUUAGCGGAGUGUUUGACUCCCUUGUGGGCGAGCUCCGUAGCGUCAUCUCCACGGAAGAAUCGUUUUGGUAGUCGCACAUCGUUUGCCCUCAUAAGGUGGCUGCGGUUGCCUUAACAUGGCGUGGAUGCUAAGGCUUUGGUCUAUUCCGAAAUUGCCGUUUCCUGUUGCCUCCGGAGACGACUGGGGUGGGAGUGACUCGCUUGUUUCUUAUCGACUGUCCGGGUGUCCGCUACAUGCAGGAGCGUUGUAAGGCUGAUAGUUUUGUACAUCAUGAGUUGAUCGUUGAGAUGAAGACUGUAGCGAAUCCAUACGGAGUUCUGCAGCCGGCCGAGGUCUGGUUGACUCUGGAGAUCCGGUAUGCCACAUAAUCGUCGAUUUUACUGUUGCGGGAGAGCUAACUGGGCGAAACAGUCCGCAGUUUUCAUUUUGGCGCCGUUGAAGUUGGUCAGCGCGAUAUUGCAUACAGUGUUAGGCUACUGUUGAUGCAUGGCCACCGUUUUGUCUGCAUUGAUGUAUUGGUGGCCGCGCUGGUGGAUGUGGAGUCGGAAGGGCUGGGGAUGGGAUGGUUGUUGGCGGUGCCGACAUCACGAUGAAUUCCGCUGUUGUGGAUACCCAUGAGACCGAAUGCGGUGAGUGUGUGUGAGGACUCCUGGCACCGGUGCGCUGGUCCCACCGCGAUGCAUUCGCAAGUGACCGACCGGGCCGAAGCGUGAAGUGAAUGUACGAUCGCAAUGAGUACAGGUUGGGACCAAGCCCACAUCAUUGGCGAUAGUUGACGAGGCGUCGGGAGUGUUUUUGACAAUGGCGAGAGCGUAAGAUCUGGUAGUCGUAGCCGUCCUUAUGGAGGUUGUGGCUGGGAUGAUAGAGGUGGCGAUGAUCAACGACAACGAGACAUCGGGAGUGUGUUAGGUCUUCAUCGUGGACCCCGUGCAGGUUGGAACAGGUAGGAUUGGGAAGGCAGCACUGGGUCCGGACAUGUCCGACGAGGCCGAUCCCCACGCGGAAUGUUCGUCGGCAGCGUGGACAUAGCUGAGAGAGUUCGGGUGUGUGUAUUGUAGAUCGGAUGCGCAUGAGAUUUGCGUGCCGUCAUUUUGGUUUUGGGAGCGGCGAUCCGGUCGUCGUCCAGUUUUCACUGCUUUUUUUUCAGUUCCGUGCGAGACCUUCCCAUGUUUACGGAUCAAUUUGAAAACGCUUCAACUAAUUCUUUAGGAUGUCCUUGUAGCGGAGUGUUUGACUUCCUUGUCGGCGAGCUCCGUAGCGUCAUCUCCACGGAAGAGUCGUUUUGGUAGUCGCACAUCGUCUACCCUCAUGAGGUGGCAGCGGUUGCCUUAACAUGGCGUGGAUGCUAAGGCUUCGGUCCGUGUCGAAAUGUCCGUUUCCAGGAUCCUGCCCUGUUGCCGCAGUUUUGGAAUCCUCCGACGACGGCUGGGGUGGGAGUGACUCGCUUGUUUCUUAUCGACAGUCCGGGUGUCCGCUACAUACAAGAGCGUUGUCAGUUUUGUCCAUCUUGAGUUUAUCGUUGAGGUGAAGACUGUAGCGAAUCCAUACGGAGUUCUGCAGCCGGCCGAAGGUCUGGUUGACUCUGGAGAUCCGGUAUGCCACUUCAUCGUCGAUUUUAAUGUUGCCGGAGAGCGAAGCUGUCCGCGGUUUUCAUUUUGGCACCGUUGACGUUGGUCAGCGCGAUAUUGCAUACAGUGUUAGGCGACUCUUGAUGCAUGGCCACCGUUUUGUCUGUAUUAAUGACCAGCCCGAGAUGGGUGCUUUUAGACUUUUUUUCCUAAAUUUGUUUAAUCUCAAAAAAUCAUUCUUAUGUAUUCGAAACAAUCAGAUGUUUGGAGUAAACACUUUAUAAGUCUAAAAAAGCCGCUUGGCAAAAGAGCACCUUCAGUUGUAUAAGGAUAAACCAGUGCCACUGCGAUGUGAUUAUUUUUUGAUAUUCACUCUGAACCCCCUGGAGGUGCAGAGCCGUCUUUUGGACUCCUUUCCCUUUUUUUACUACAAAUUAGACACCGGAACAACAGUCCUAAAGGCCAUUGAUCUCCUGCGGUCCUUUAACGUCUCGGCAGAGAAUAUAAUCCUGGAGACACUGUUUGCGUCGCCUUCUGGUACGUUUGAGCACUUGCCUGUCCCGAACACAUUUUGCGUGGUGCACUUGACACUUCUUACUCCUCGUAUGUACAUCGGCCCGCCCCCUUAUGUCGAAACCCGGUGUUGCAUGGGAGCCGGUUCGUGUAUGGCACGCGUAGACGGGAUUUUUAGCCCUGUCAGCCAUUUGCACCCAAUCCGACUCUUGACAUUUCAUAAGUUAGGUUAUCUGCUGUAUCUUAGGGGCCUCUUCCGUUACAUUUAGUCUUGCAGCCUCAAUUGUGCGGUUUCCUCCUAUACGAAGGAUACAGUAGGUGGGCUAACUCAGGAAAUGCCAACAGAAAUUCUGAAAUGCGUUUUCGUUUCGAAAAGAUCAAUUAAGUAGAGUUGUAAGACCAAUCAUCUUGCAGCGUCAUUCUAUAAUAAUUCAGUUACAUCAGAAUGCCAGCUUUCGAAUGAACUUCCUUCCGACUGCAUCCAAAAGCCACACUCCGUAUAAAAUGACUACUUAAGUAGCAUGCAUUUUUUAUUGAUUUUCGGUGCCCUUAAAGAUUUAAUUAAAUUUCAUGGAAAACAUGCAUGAAAAUAUUCAUUCUUGCUCAUCCAGUAGAAAAUUAUGUUUUUUUUCAAUUUUACACUCGAAGGAAGGAUAUAAUCCGGUUUUAAAAAAGUUUCUAAUUGUGAGAUUCUUUAAUACCGUGAAAUGGCUCUUCGUAAAAUGUCAUGUUUCUGCAUUUACCAAUGUGGCUUGUUAAGUUAAAAAUGUUGCUCAAAUCUACUGCUUAAUUUUAGAACCCUAUAAGGCCCUUUUUUAUUAUGGUAGAGAAAUGCAGGAUUUUCCGUGCGCGGAAAUCAUACGGCUUGUAGUUUGGGAACCCUGAAUGCAAGUGUAACGGCAGGUUGGGUUCAAAAUUAUUAGGGAAUUGGAAAAGCUUUAUAAAACCAAAUCAUGCCAUUCCUUCGAGUGUAGAAUUAAAAGAAGACGUAAUUUUUACUGAGCGAGCAAAAGAAUGAAUGUUUUUAUGCAUGUUUUCCCUGAAAUAUAACUAGAUCUUUAGGGGCAUCCAAAAUCACCGAAAAAAUGCAUUCCACGUAAGUUGUCAUUUUUACGGAGCAUGGUUUUUGGAUGCUGCCGAAAAAAAGUUUGAUCGAAAGUCGGCGGCCUGGGGUAACUUAAUUAUUAUAGAAUUAUGCUGCACGAUAAAUGGUUUUACAACCAUACUCAAUUAAUCUUUUCUAAACGGAAACGCAUUUCGGAAAUUUUGUUGAGAUUUCAUGAGUUAGCUCACUUACUAUAUUUCAUAAGUUUCACCAAAAGGCGGCGCCUUGCUGUCUCUCGAAGAGAAGAGUCAAUCGGUUGGGGAAAUAUUGCCACUAGUCCUUACGAGGGUUUUCAGCAAGGUCGCCGUAUUUACAGUUGAAUGCCUGUAAACUGGUCGGAAUGCGAUGCAUCAGGUUCUUAGGGUGCCGCUCCGAUGACGUAACAGUCGUACUCAACUAUGGCUCGACAAACUUGUGCCAGUGGCCGAUACGCCCGGCGGGUGUAAGUUGGUGAUAAUUAUUUAGAUAGGGUCUUUUACGCGAGCGACCUUCACUCCAGAUCAGCCACUGCGCUCAAGUCUGCCUCCGGGUAGUACAAGAGUGAGGUCGACGCUACGUAAGCUCCCGCCCACUGCCGAAAUCAGCUUUGCACGCCGGUCUUCACCGUCGCUUCGAUCUGGUCAGCAUUGCGCUUGUUACUGGCGCCACGCUGUGACUACUGCUCACAGUCUGACUGCUCAUUUGUGCAAUUGUCACGUUGACAUUUGGAGGAGAAAGUGUGGUAGAUGCUGCGCAAGUCUACCUUCACUAUAAGCAAACUCACGCACAAGCCACCGUGCCUGCUCUCUCUCUCACUCUACUUUGGAGCACACUGUGGACGCCGUCGGGCAUGACGGUCGGACUGUCAUGUUGAUAUUCGUAUUGUCAAGCCGGGAUCCCGACGCCCGAUUACCCGGGAGGUUUCCACGCGUCUGCGCAACAGCCUUCUUUCGUAAACACUGCGGCCUUUUGUCCGCCCGAUAAACAAAACAGACAAAGUUUCCCGGUGAUCUGUGAUUAUUAUCAACAGCAUUACAAAGUUGAGAGAUCCGGGAAGAUUAAUUGAAGAAGAAAAUAGACUCUCCGGAACAGGUUUAUCUAACUGCUGACGUUUCAAAGAGCUGGGUCGGCUCUUCAUUGUCAAAGCGAAAAAUGCACUUAAUCAAUGAGAAAUUUUAUUUAAAGUGGUAUCUUGUGUUGGUCGGCCUUAUGCUGAUCGAUUUUUCUCUCCUCGCGCUGCCUCAGUCUCUUGGGAGAUGGUGGACGGACGUUUUGCCUGUGUGCUUUGUGAGUCACCACUCCGUCGAGGGGAGCUGAGUGAACCUCUGUCAGGUGGUCGGUCGGGCGGUUCUUGUUCUUCCUCACCGAGUAAACUCAGCGUCAGGCUAUCUCCGUGCGGCCUUCUUAAGUCCGGUGUGGUUGUUUGGUCCCGAGCUCUACGAUUGUGAUGACGUAGGACUUUGUAAGCUGCAGGAAUGGCCGAGCGAUUGUAACUUGUGAACCUAUUUACAGACAAUGGUUAUCCCAGACAUUUCAUUGAGAGAAGCAGACGUUGUGCGCCCAGACAACGGCCAAAUGAGCAGCAACCCGAAGUCUGGAGGGCCAUUCCCUACGUCAAAGAGGUCUCUGAAGCGGUCUCGCGACUGUUACAACCCACCAGAGUAGGCAUAGCCCAUCGACCAUAAGCGACAAUUCGACGUCGCCUGAUGCAACCUAAGGACCCAUUGCCACCCGCUGAAAAGUCAGCAGUCAUCUACAAAAUAAACUGCAAUGAGGCGACUGCAACUAUGUGGACGAAACCGGGCGGGAAUUGCAAACUCGCCUACAAGAACACAACUCGGCCACUCGGAGGUUAGACCCUAACUUCCAACUAGCAACACACGUUGGAGAAACAGGGCAUACUUUUGACCUCCAGAGGGUUACCAUCUUAGGCCAAGGCAACGCAAAAGCAGAACGGCUAACUCUUGAGGCGUGGUUCUCCGAUGCCCACUCUAUCAACAGGCAUCUGGACCUUCCUACAGCUUACAAAGUCCUACGUCAUCACAAUCGUAGAGCUCAGGACCAAACAACCACACCGGACUUAAGAAGGCCGCACGGAGAUAGCCCGACGCUGAGUCUACUCGGUGAGGAAGAAUAAGAACCGCCAGACCGAUCGCCCGCCCGACAGAGGUUCACUCAGCACCCCUCGACGGAGUGGUGACUCACAAAGCACACAGGCAAAACGCCUGUCCACCAUCUCCCGAGAGGCUGAGGCAGCGCGAGGAGAGAAAAAUCGAUCAGCAUAAGGUCGACCAACACAAGAUACCACUUUAAAUUUCUGAUUGAUUAAGUGCAUUUUUCGCUUUGACAAUGAAGAGCCGACCCAGUUCUCUGAAACGUCAGCAGUUAAAUAAACCUGUUCCGGAGAGUCUAUUUUCUUCUUCAAAUUCUCAACAGCAUACUGCUAGUCUUUUACCAAGGUGUUCGUACCAGGCAUCUCGGGCAUCAAGGACACAACCUGAUCGCUUUUUCAAAGUGGGGUCACUUGCGGCGUUUCUUCUUCUCAAUGGACUUCGGUUCAAAGCUAACAGAGAGGGCAGUAAGGGAGGUCAUCUCGACUCUUCACUCUAGUCAGUAAUUUCUGACUGAAACUUGUCGGUCGGUCACUAUGCUCCUACUGAACGCGGGUUAAGAUUCCACGCCUUCCGGAGCUGGCAUUGAGACGUGACUUGCUGGUGAUUGCAAGUAUGUCGGGAUUGUCUGUUGAGAUCUCCAUUUUUUGGUUUUCGCCGUUAGACCUCUCGUCUGUAUGCGACCACCCAGCCAAAGCGAACGGGUAUGCUUCCCCAUGGAAGUCGAGCUUGGCCGUCCAAGGUCGCAUCCAGAUGGGGGAAUCGUCUACAUGACAACUGUUUUUCUAGGAAGACAUCGUUUUGGUCAAAGUAUUGUAUAAGGCCUGAAAGGGUAGAAUUCGCAGAUGCACACUUUGGUCGGAUCUUACUUCGUAGCCGCACCAGCCGCCUAUCAAGAUCUGGAAAAGUCAAUCUCUAGCCCAACCGUGGCUCACUUGGUUGACAGCGGCCACCAGGUAGACGUCAAGCAAACAUUCCAAGUUAUCUAGAAAGUGCCAGCGAGACACUCCAAGUUCCUGCAUAAGCGAAUACUUGAGACGGCAGAGGCAUUGGCCAUACGGUUAGCCAAUCCAAACUUGUGCUCGCAUAAAGCGUUUAUAGAGGCGCUAAGGCUCCCCCGAACCAGCGAGUGUGUUCACACUUCCUGCCUGAUCGCGUUACGACGCAAACUGUCAUACACCUUCCCUCUCCCUCUGCCUAACCCCUGACGGGACUUGAAUUUGACCCCUGAUCUCUGGACGCCCUCAUCCCUUUCUCUCAUGCUUUUUUGGCUAUUCACCUCUUACUAAUCUACCCUCCCUUAUAUAACUGUACAGGCCUGAUCGUAAGCGUACGUUUACCGGGCUUGCCUUCUUAAACCUAAUAGGCGAAGAGUCCGUGUCCUCCGAGACAGCCCUGUUUUCGACCUAGCCAAGUUGACUGUUAAAAUUUGAAAUUCCGCCAGGAGGACACACGGACAUCUAUUACUGCAUCCUCCGCUUUUUCGCAGACCUAACCUAGCUAUGCUGUGAUUCGAUGUGAUCUCGGCAUUCGCCCCAUAUCCCACUAAACUGGGCGUGCAGUUUAGCGAGGAGUGAGCAUUCCUAAAGAUCAGGAAUCUAGUGAAGCUCGGCAUUUAUUAAGAGAACACUUUUUACUUGCAGUGCCAGGCCAUGAGAGCGGUCAAGGAAACGGUAAGGGAUCCUGCAAAAUAUAACUUUAUCGAAAAACCGAUUCUAUAGGGGAUGGGGAAGACCUCUUCAACCACUAGUACGUGCUAAAUCUACCGCAACCUGGUCAAAAUGUUCAAAUAUAUUUUUUAUAAAUGGAUAUUAAUUGCAAGGGCUGCAGUGCCGAUUAGCACGGGGCGCAAGCAUGCGCAACAGGGUCGGAUCCCAUUUUGUUGACGCACCUCCAGUAGACAAGCCCCAGACGCCUGUCAUAAGGGACCGGCGGUAAUAGGCGGUUUAACGCUAAUCUCCAACACCUAACAGGUUUGACUACGAAAUAAGAUCUUACUCACACUUUUGUUUGCGACGUUCACCCCAUUUUUACCGACGCAACCUCUGCCUUUAUUUAAAGAGAUGCGGUUACACUCCCACGCUUUAUUUACUGACGGAGAGAGACGGGUUUCAGUGAAGAACAUCUCGCACACUGUUUUUGUUAAGGUGUAAAACCGUCCAUUCUCACGACACAUGCCCCCCUGUUGUUCCCAAAGGUCUGCGGAACGUGCUCGAUCGGAACCCCGCUCUGACAAUAGUCACCUCGGAGAUUCACUCGGUCGUCCCGUGGCACUUUGAACAUCUCUACUUCGGAACUGUGUGAGCGUCGCCUUGCAGACCCAUGACCAGUUGCUGCUGCCGUUGCCUCAAAAAGCCCUCCAUUUCCUUUGGCACCUCGCUCUCUCUCCCCCCAACCGCGAGGAGCAUCACCAGUUUGGCCCCGGGAAUGUAGUUUUUUCUUAUCAUGCGUUUAUUGAAGUCAUUCCUUACUACCUUCUGUCUGUUGAACUGGCUGCACCAGUUGCUAUCAGCGGGUCCAAUCUAAGCUAUCACCCGCACGAUGCUGCAUGCAUCGUUGGCGAAUGUAUUGAAUGGUAACCCCGGCCGGUAUUGGCCUUGUGGCGGCUCAGGCUUCGAGAACCGCACACAGUCCCGCAAAGCGUCAGAAGUGGAAAGAUAGCAAGUGGUGGGAAUUACAUUAUGCAUAGAUUAGGUGACGGCUGAGAACGGGUGGGAAACCGCGUUUAAAUAUAAACCACUCAUGAUUUACUUUAUAAGGCACGACUUACUUAAACACGUGUAGUAGACACGUGUUGGGUUCAAAAUUUUUCAGGAAUUGAAAAAGUUCUCGCAAACCAAAUUAUACCCUUCUUUCGAGCGUAAAAUUAAAAGAAGACGUAAUUUUCUACUGAAUGAGCAAAAGAAUGGACAUUUUUAUGCAUGUUUUCCAUGAAAUAUAAUUUAAUCCGAGUCUUCUUCACACUGUCUCUCGAAGAGUAGAGUUCAUCGAUUGGGGAAACACUGCCACUAGUCCUUACGAGGGUUGUCAGUGAGACCGCCAUAUUUACAGUUGACUGCCUGUUAAUUGGUCGGGAUGCGAUGCAUCAGGUUCUUAGGGUACCGCUUCGAUGACGUAACAGUCGUACCAAGUGGCCCCAAUUAUGGCUCGACAAACUUGCGCCAGUAGCCGAUACGCCCGGCGGGUGAAAGCUGGUGAUAAUUAUUUAGAUAGGGUCUUUGACACGAGCGGCUUUCAUACCAGGUCAGCGACUGCGCUCAAGUCUGCCUCCAGGAGAUUGUAGUGGGUAUUACAAGAGUGAGGUCGACGCAACGCAAGCUUCCGCCCACUGCAAUCUAGUUCAUGCUGAAAUCAGCUUUGCUCGCCGGUCUUCGCCGUCGCUUUGAUCUGGUCAGUAUUGCGCUUGUUACUGGCGCCACGCUGUGACUACUGCUCACAGUCUGGCUGCUCAUUUGUGCAGUCGCCAUGUUGACAUCUGGAGGAGAAGGUGCGGUAGAUGCUGCGCAAGUCUACUUUCACUAUAAACAAACUCACGCACAAACCAUCGCGCCUGCUCUCAUCCUACUUUGGGGCACACUGUGGACGUCGUCGAACAUGUCGGUCGAACUGUCAUGUUGAUAUUCUUAUUGUCAAGCCGGGAUCCUUACGCCCGGAUAACUCGGGAGGUUUCCAUGCGUCUGCGCAACUGCCUGCUUUCGCAAACACUGCGGCCUUUUGUCUGCGGAGGUUCUUGAGGGGGGGGGGGGCGAUAAACAAAACAAAGUUUCCCGGUGAUCUGUGAUUAUUAUCAACAGCAUACUGCUAGUCUGUUACCAAGGUGUUCGUACCACGCAUCUCGGGCAUCAAGGACACAACCUGAUCGCUUUUUCAAAGUGGGGUCACUUGCGGCGUUUCUGCUUCUCAAUGGACUUCGGUUCAAAGCUAACAGAGAGGGCGGUAAGUGAGGUCAGCUCGACUCGUCACUCUAGUCAGUAAUUUCUGACUGAAACUUAUCGAGUCCUGGCCGAUGACGUGUCAGUCGGCCACGGUGCACCUACUGAACGCGGGUUAAGAUUCCACGCCUUCCGGAGCUGGCAUUGAGACGUGACUUGCUGGUGACUGCAAGUGUGUCAGGAUUGUCUGUUGAGAUCUCCUUUUUUGGUUUUCGCUGUUAGACCUCUCGUCUGUAUGCGACCACCCAGCCAAAGCGAACGGGUAUGCUUCCCCACGGAAGUCGAGCUUGGCCGUCGAAAGUCGCAUCCAGAUAGGGGAAUCGUUUACAUGACAACUGUUUUCUAGGAAGACAUCGUUUUGGUCAAAGUAUUGUAUAAGGCCUGAAAGGGUAGGAUUCGCAGAUGCACACUUUGAUCGGAUCUUAUUUCGUAGCCGCACCUGCGGUAGACAACCCCCAGCCGCCUAUCAAGAUCUGGAAAAGUCAAUCUCCAGUCCAACCGUGGCUCACUUGGUUGACAGCGGCCACCAGGUAGACGUCAAGCAAACAUUCCAAGUCAUCUAUAAACUGCCAGCGAGACACUCCAAGUUCCCGCAUAAGCGAAUACUUGAGACGGCAGAGGCAUUGGCCAUACGGUUAGUCAAUCCAAACUUGUGCUCGCAUAAAGCGUUUAUGCAGGCGCUAAGGCUCCCCCUGAACCAGCAAGUGCGUUCACACUUCCUGCCUGAUCGCGUUACGACGUAAACUGUCAUACACCUUCCCUCUCCCUCUGCCUAACCCCUGACGGGACUUGAAUUUGACCCCUGAUCUCUGGACGCCCUCAUCCCUUUCUCUCAUGCUUUUUUGGCUAUUCACCUCUUACUAAUCUACCCUCCCUUAUAUAACUGUACAGGCCUGAUCGUAAGCGUACGUUUGCCGGGCUUGCCUUCUUAAACCUAAUAGGCGGUUAGUCCUUGUCCUCCGAGACAGCCCUCUUUUCGCCCUAGCCAAGUUGACUGUUAAAAUUUGAAAUUCCACCAGGAGGACACAAGGACAUCUAUUACUGCAUCCUCCGCUUUUUCGCAGAUCUAACCUAGCUAUGCUCUGAUUCGAUGUGAUCUCGGAAUUCGCCCCAUAUCCCACUAAACUGGGCGUGCAGUUUAGCGAAGAGUGAGCAUUCCUAAAGAUCAGGGAUCUAGUGAAGCUCGGCAUUUAUUAAGAGAACACUUUUUACUUGCAGUGCCAGGCCAUGAGAGCGGUCAAGGAAACGGUAAGGGAUCCCGCAAAAUAUAACUUUAUCGAAAAACCGAUUCUAUAGGGGAUGGGGAAGACCUCUUCAACCACUAGUACGUGCUAAAUCUACCGCAACCUGGUCAAAAUGUUCAAAUAUAUUUCUUAUAAAUGGAUAUUAAUUGCAAGGGCUGCAGUGCCGAUUAGCACGGGGAAUAAACAUGCGUAACAGGGUCGGAUCCCAUUUUGUUGACGCACCUCCAGUAGACAAGCCCCAGACGCCUGUCAUAAGGGACCGGCGGUAAUAGGCGGUUUAACGCUAAUCUCCAACACCUAACAGGUUUGACUACGAAAUAAGAUCUUACUCACACUUUUGGUUGCGACGUUCACCCCAUUUUUACCGACGCAACCUCUGCCUUUAUUUAAAGAGAUGCGGUUACACUUCCACGCUUUAUUUACUGACGGAGAGAGGGGACUUCAGUGAAGAACAUCCCGUGCACUGUUUUUGUUAAGGUGUAAAACGUUCCAUUCUCACGACGCAUGUCCCCCUGUUGUUCCCAAAGGUCUGCGGAACGUGCUCGACCGGAAUCCCGCUCUGACAAUAGUCACCUCGGAGAUUCACUCAGUCGUCCCGUGGCACUUUGAACAUCUCUACUUCGGGACUGUGUGA